Messenger RNA from Hyaloscypha bicolor E, 1709 nucleotides. RefSeq lists its product as uncharacterized. The record is from RefSeq and is a predicted model, not a curated record. The transcript has 5 exons. The coding region runs from base 339 to 1619 and encodes 426 amino acids. Lineage: Eukaryota; Fungi; Ascomycota; Leotiomycetes; Helotiales; Hyaloscyphaceae.
AUGUUCGGCUCUUGAUGGAUCUUGUGAAUGCUAUCGAUAAUCUCGUCACGGGAAACGCUACUUUAGAGGAAUUUUGGAAAGUGAGGCCGGCCCGUCGUGCGAUCUUUUUUGUUUACUCUGAGAACUUCGCCUAUUUUGAGCUUUUCCCUCAACUCUCCUACAAACCUUUUUCUUUCAACCGAUCAACGCUUGAGUCAGAUCGCUGUACCACGGCCACUUUCGUUACAACGCUGGGGAAUCCCACUCGCAAUCUCGAAGAAUCUACGUCUCUCGGUCCGCACAUCCUAGCCCAUAUAGCUAGACCGUGAAGAACAACUCAGAGCGGCGUCCUCAUCAAGAUGGAGCCUUUUGAUCGUUUCAUCUCCGUCAUCCUCCUCUUCCUUACUCUGGUUUCCCCCGCCUCUGGUCUCCCUCUUCCCCUUCACCACGAUGCCCAUCACUUGGUUUCUCGUGGCCUUGUCAGUCCUACCAAUGCUGAGUUGAUCCAUAACACGAUCGCCUUUGGUAUCCCGGCUUUGAUUGCCUUCGCAUUGAGGAUCAUCAACCGCGGUCUCGUUCUCAAGAAGCUCCACGCCGAAGACUAUCUGAUGAUCGGCACUAUGUUCUUUUAUAUCGCUCUGAUGGUCUUGAUCAACGUCUCUGCUAACUUUGGCACCAACCUGUAUCCUCCCGAGCAACAAGACUCCAUCCUGGCUGACCCUAGUGACGUCAAGAACCGCAUCCUUGGCUCCAAGAUUGUCAUUGCCCUCGAACAAUGCAUGAUCGCUUCCACUUGGGGUGUAAAGCUCUGCAUUUGGACCUUCGAGAUGCGCCUGUUCCGACAGCUUCCACAGUAUGAGCGCGCUAUGUGGUUCCUCUUCGUCUACAUCUGGGUUGGCUUCGCAUUCAUCGAGAUCUUCUACUAUGGUGUAUUCUGCCGACCUUUCGAUCAAUAUUGGGCUAUGCCGGUCAAGAACUUGCAGUGCGCCACGUAUCAUAACUACAGUAUCUUGCAAAUGGUUUUCAAUAUCUCUUCGGACUUCGGACUCAUCAUCGCGCCACUCCCAAUGGUUCUCAAGUCUCAGCUCCCAAGACGCCGCAAGAUUGUCCUCUUCUUUAUUUUCUCUAUGGCUCUGUUCACUAUCCUAGCUGCGAUCCUCAACAAGGUCUACAACUUCGAAUCUCCAAUGACCACCGUCUACCAGCUCUGGUACAUCCGCGAAGCCUCCGUCGCCGUCUGCGUUGGUAACCUAAUCUGCACCUGGCAACUCUUCCAGCGCAUCUUCCGCCUCCGCACCUUCAACACCAAGUCCGCCGAGAUCCACGACGACCCCGCCAUGCCCCGCUUCGUCCCGCACAUCCGAUACAGCAACCCUGUGCGCGUGGCCUGGACUUACUUGACAACUGGUGGCACGGAUACCCGAUACCAGACUGCUACCGGUGGUGAUUCGUCUCUGACUACGGCCGAGAUUCCCGUUGGUGAUGAGAAGGGAAACUUGGGCGAAAAGGAGAGGAAGAAGAAGGAGAAGGUUCAUGAGCGUCAUGUUACUAGUACUAGUUACAUGAUGACCUUGAACCGUGAUGGCGAAGGUGAUGCGCGUCCCGCUCUCGCCUUCCGUGACGAGCAUAAGAUCGAGUAAAUUUGCCUGUUGUCUGUUGUGCCCUUAGGGGUUUAGAUGAUAGAUGAGAAGUUUCGGUGAGAAGUUUAGAUGAGAAGAAAUGAAAAUGUU